Molecule: messenger RNA, 1537 nt
Organism: Ectocarpus sp. CCAP 1310/34
Lineage: Eukaryota; Phaeophyceae; Ectocarpales; Ectocarpaceae
Source: the annotation of a GenBank genome assembly
UCUCACGCGUUCUCUGCAUGGCACGUGUUUUGAGGGUGCUCCGGCUGAAGCACGUCCCGAUUUUUCAACAACUUUGCAUCGAAGAGGUUCUGUUUUACAAGACCACUUCAAACUGGCUGGUGCUCAAUGAAGGUCACCCAGAGGCACAACCGACGGUGGUCCUGGGCAUCUCCGGCAAGCCCGAGAAGAUGUGCAACCUGGAGCUCGUAGAGCGCGACAAGAUACCGUUGAUCAAGAGGUUUUCGGGCGGAGGCACCGUGAUCAUCGACGGAAACACCAUCUUCACCUCCCUUAUCAUGAACCAGGCGGAUGUUCCUGAGUGCAAGCCUUUCCCGAGAGAGAUCAUGGACUGGAGCAAAGGCAUUUACGGCCCGGCGUUCCGGAGCGUGGUCAUCAAGCCGGAGCUGGAGCUGGGCUUACGGGAGAACGAUUACGUGUUCGACGACCUCAAGUUCGGCGGCAACGCGCAGGCCAUCACAAAGGGGCGGUGGCUGCACCACACUUCCUUCCUGUGGGACUUUGACCCCACCAACAUGCUGUACCUGCAGAUGCCGGAAAAGCGGCCACAGUAUCGCGGAGAUCGCGACCACAAGGCGUUUUUGACACCUCUGAAGGACCACGUCGGGCGGCGGGAAGACUUGUGGGCGGCACUGAAGGCGGCCGCGGGGGAACACUUCGUACUCGAGGAGGCGUCAAUUUCGGACGUUCUCCCAGACAACCAUGAUAGCAGCAACAGCAGCAGCAGUAACAGCAUCAGCGGUAGCAGCGGCGGCAACAGCGGUAGCGCCUGGAUGGAGGCCUGCCGCACCAAGUUUGUGGGGUUGGACGGGAAGGCAGUGCCGCCACCCCCCGGUGGUCACGACGACACGACGCUCGCAUGACAGCAGCAGUAGUAGUCGCCGGCAUGCGACGGUUGCAUGGCAGCAGCAACAACAGUGGUCGUCGGCACAGCUAGUCGGGUUAAUGUUGUUUGUCGCAGAUGCCCGUUGAGAGUCGUGUGGAGCAAACUUGGUUCACCAGUCCGUCUAUGUGGACCGCCAUGUGGUAGCCGCAUGGCAUGUUUCACAAGUCUUGAUGCCAUUACAUCAUUGACGAACGGGCCUCUUCACAACUCCGGCGUCUCUUCAUACCAUCGCACACGUCGUAGACGCGCAAAUGACGGCACCAAGGCUUUGUUCUGGUGGAUUUCGUAUGGCCCUACCCCCCCCCGGCAGCUUGAUGUGGCGUGUGCUUCCAUCCAGCACUCAACAACAACAAUCAGCGUGGGAUAGCCUAAUGAUGCGAUUCGAGGGGUGGGAGGACGAGACGGUCGGGGUAUCUUACAUUUCCUACUACUGCAUAAUGUCGGAGGGGGGGAGGGGGAUGUGACUUGGUCUGGUCGCCAACGUCAGGUCAAAUUUGUACAAGACACAAGUGUUGGUGUGCCAGUGGGGGCUUGCUCGGUUCGGCUGUACGUAGUACAUCAUCACAAAUACCGAUGGCAGCAAGACUCAGAAAAGAGACUUCCGUAGGAGUCGGAGAGAUGGCACCGGGUGCG